AUGGCUUCCCACGAGCAAUGUUUAGAUGAAUACGAUAAUGAAUACCAGCAACGGAUAGAAACCAGUAUUCAAGACGGUGUUUUCAACUGUUAUUUGGAAAGUGACAUUGAUGAGAGUCGUACGGCUAUAGCUUUUGGCGGAUGCGGAGUAAUAUUCAAGGGAAUAAUAAGGACCACUGAAGAGCCUAUUGCUAUAAAAAAGCUGUAUAGCUUUCCGUAUAACUGUAAGAAAACACUAGACAAAAUGCUUGCCAAAGAGAAGGAACUUCAGAAUCCACUGGGCGAUACACCGGUUUAUCAAUUGGACUUUUUCCAUGAGCUGUUUAAAGACACGCAAAUGAUGGUUUUUGUGAAUACUCUUCAGCUCGGUUACUAUCAGUGGUAUUUGGAUCGUAUUGGCAAUACAGAACUAUCCGCAUUCGAAAAUAUUCUUAUAUCGAGUUACCCUUCACUGUAUCGUCGGCUGGAUCAGAUUACGAAUACAGGAUUAGUAACGCUGAUAGAAUUUUUAAAGUCGAAACCGUGUCUGUAUGAUGCACUUAUUCAAAUAAUAAGUGCAAAAGAAGCAGAAUUGGCAAAAACGCUGGAAUUACACUCGUCUUUUAGCUCUUUAUGCAGUGCAGGAAUGACGGUUGUUAAUGUUAUAGCGAAGGCUCGCGCAUUGGUUAUUUGA
Molecule: messenger RNA, 672 nt
Organism: Paraglomus brasilianum
Lineage: Eukaryota; Fungi; Glomeromycota; Glomeromycetes; Paraglomerales; Paraglomeraceae
Source: the annotation of a GenBank genome assembly